Molecule: messenger RNA, 1449 nt
Organism: Trichophyton verrucosum HKI 0517
Lineage: Eukaryota; Fungi; Ascomycota; Eurotiomycetes; Onygenales; Arthrodermataceae
Exons: 2
Coding region: 1-1449 (482 amino acids)
Biological process (GO): biosynthetic process
Molecular function (GO): pyridoxal phosphate binding; L-alanine:2-oxoglutarate transaminase activity
Source: RefSeq, a predicted model, not a curated record
AUGGCGACUCCCCGUAUGAACAGGACUAAUAUCAACCCCAACGUUAUCAACGCGCAGUAUGCUGUCCGAGGAGAGCUGGCGGUGAAAGCAGAAGAGUACCGACUCGCUCUUGAAAGAGGCGAGAAGCUGCCAUUCGAUAAGGUCAUCUUCGCCAACAUCGGGAAUCCGCAACAGCUCGAACAAAAGCCCAUCACCUUCUCCCGCCAGGUGCUGAGUCUCUUGGAGUACCCUCCCCUCCUCCAGAACGAAGAAGCCCUCAAGUCGACCUUUGGAUACAAAUCGGACGUUAUUGCGCGGGCAAAGACGCUGCUAGCAGAUGUCCAGAGUGUUGGUGCAUACAGCCAGAGUCUGGGAGCACCGGGUAUCAGACAAAGUGUUGCAGACUUCAUCGCCCGCCGAGACGGAUUCCCGGCCAGCCAGAAAGAUAUCUACUUGACUGGAGGUGCAUCUGCGGGAGUUAGCACUAUUCUGAACGUUAUCUGCGCUGGCAAAAAGACUGGAGUGCUUGUUCCCAUCCCCCAAUACCCUCUGUACACCGCAACUCUCUCCUUGCUCGACGCUACAUGCGUGCCAUACUACCUGAAUGAAUCUCAAUCUUGGGCCACAGAUGUCGAAGAGAUUAAAACCUCUCUUGCUAACGGCGAGAAGGCUGGAACAGACAUUCGUGCCAUUGUGAUUAUCAACCCUGGAAACCCCACUGGAGCCAGCCUCAAUCCCGCGGCCAUCAAGGAUGUAAUUGAUAUUGCCGCCGAAAAGAGCCUGGUCAUCAUAGCCGACGAAGUAUACCAGACCAACGUUUUCAAGGGCGAGUUCACAUCCUUCAAGAAACGUCUACGUGAGCUCCAGGCUGAGUUCCCUGGUAAGUACGAUGGCAUUGAGCUGGUUUCACUACACUCAGUCUCCAAGGGAAUGGUCGGUGAAUGCGGCCAUCGAGGAGGAUAUUUUGAACUCGUCGGUUUCAAACCUGAAGUGGUCGAGCAGGUCUACAAAUUCGUGAGCAUCAAUCUCUGUCCACCUGUGAUCGGCCAGUGUUUGCUCGAGUGUAUGGUUCACCCGCCAGUGGAAGGUGAGGAGAGCAACGAACUAUAUCAGAAGGAGUACAACAGUAUUGCCGACGGACUCAAGCAGCGUGCGUUUGCUUUGUAUGAAGCCUUCAAGAAGAUGGAGGGCGUCGAAUGUCAAGAGCCUCAGGGAGCUAUGUAUCUCUUCCCAACCAUCCAUCUACCACCCAAGGCCGUUGAUGCUGCCACCAAGGCAGGCCGUAAGGCAGACGAGUUCUACUGUCUCCGUCUCCUCGAUGCGACAGGUGUCUGUGUCGUCCCCGGCUCAGGCUUUGGACAGAAGGAGGGCACUCUGCACUUCCGCACGACCUUCCUAGCACCUGGAACUGACUGGGUAGACCGCAUUGUCAAAUUCCACGGUGAAUUUAUGAAUGAAUUUAGAGGUUAA